Molecule: messenger RNA, 8714 nt
Organism: Hypanus sabinus (Atlantic stingray)
Lineage: Eukaryota; Metazoa; Chordata; Chondrichthyes; Myliobatiformes; Dasyatidae
Gene: rhbdd2
Product: rhomboid domain containing 2
Exons: 4
Coding region: 168-1532 (454 amino acids)
Cellular component (GO): membrane
Molecular function (GO): serine-type endopeptidase activity
Source: RefSeq, a predicted model, not a curated record
CGCACUGUGCACCGCACGUCACUGUGGGCCGCGGCGCCGUUAGGUUUGAGGCUGAGUUAGGAAAUGUCGCUGGGAGACUUGUGUUCGUCUCAUCGGAAGAGUUAAGAAUUCGCGUCCUUCUUUGUAGCCAGGCCUGUCAUUCCAGGACACCUACUCUCGGGGCUGCUAUGGCUGUGAGGAGGCAGCAGGAGCUGCUGGGCGGCAACCGCACCGAGCCGCCCAGCUUGGUGCGCACGGUGAAGUCGCUCAUACCCGUGUUGCCUUGUUCUACCGUUUCCACCGCUCUGCUCGGUUGGAUUCUCUUCUAUCUCACCUGCAGAUACAGGUUACUAGGCGAGCACACCUUUACUCUAGGCAACUUCCAGAGCCGUUUACAAGUGUACAAAGUGCUCAGCUAUGUGUUCAUCCACAGAAGUAUGAGUGCACUAGUGUGCAAUAUUCUCAUGCUGUGGUAUUUUGGUGGUGCCAUGGAGAAGGACAUCGGAACUGUAAAAUUUGCCUACCUCACACUCCUACUUACAAUUCUUUCUGGGAUUAACUAUGUCAUUAUUGGUUCAAUAUUUUUUGGACUGGAAAAUCUAAAAGAAAUUCAGGGAUUCACUGUAGUCGUGUUUGCCUUUGCGGGGAUGUCUGUAGUUCUGUCCCCUAUGAAAUCUGUUGUGUUUAUAACAACAAUCAAGGUGAUUUAUCUCCCAUUCGUUUUACUUAUCCUUUCGCUUUUUAUACCGGAGUCAUCGAUCUUGGGUAACAUUUGUGGAAUUGCAGCAGGAGUUGCUUAUGCUUAUGGCCGAAAGUAUUUUCCAUAUUUGGAUAUGCAUGAAUUGACUGCUGCUUCCUUGGAGAGGUACUUUCCUUUCAACAAUCUGAAGAAAUUACCAGGGAUCACAUUUUAUUCUGCCUUAUGGGAAGUGAGACAUGUCGAGACAACAAACAGGUGUAAUCCUAAACCAGGGUCCUACCCAACUCAGACUUAUUACUAUCCUCCAUCCACUGACCCAGCAUACAGCUAUUAUUCAGCAAUAUUAAAAGAGCAAAUUAGUUUGCAUGGAAAUGUGCAGCAACCGCAUCUUAGUUAUAAUCUUGAACGCACUCCUGGAUUUGGAUAUGAUGCUGAGCGUGCAUCUGUUCAUGGACACAGUCAAGAUAUUAUGCAUCCAUCUGGACAUGUAUUCAACCAUAAUCGCAGGGAGACACUUGGACACGGACACAGCCAUGAUGUUGGACACACACCUGGACAUGAACUUGGCCAUGAAUUUGGGCUGGCAUCUGGGCACAGUCACUGCCAUGAUCAUGGGUUUGCAUCUGGUUAUGGACACAGUCAUGAUGUCUUUAUAUCUAAAAAUGGAGAUACCCAUGACCUUGGACACAGCCAUGAUCUUGGGCGCACGAACAAUCCUGAACAUGGGCAUACCUGUGACCAUAAACCCAGUUAUCAGUAUUCUGAAGACGUACAAUAUAGUUCUCCGGGGCUCCCACAGGGUGUUGAAAGUUCUGCUUCUGAACAAGACUCCUUUUCUGUGCUAAUGGGCUAAGUUUUGCUCUGGGAUUUUUUUUUAGCAGGCAGCUGCACACAUGAGGCACCAGGCCAUCACUAUCACAGGGAACAUCAUUCCAUAUCAAAGCUGCUAUUUUAAGUUACAAUGUUGUAGUUCAGUCUUCUGAGACAGCACCAAAGUGGAUGUAGAUAUAGUGAAUCCUAUCAUUGGCAUGCAAUUGAAGUUGUGAAAGAUUUUUUAAAAUGUCUGCAUCUGUAUAUUUGUCAAACAUCAGAAUUUAAAAGUCAUAUAUUUAGUAAUUCUUUAUUCUGUUUAUUUGUUGUGCUACAUUUUUACUUUGAGAAAUUUGUCUCUGCUUACCAUUUACAAUGUCCAUGCAACUAUGAUCAGCAGGCUCAAUUUUUCAUUCAUUUAACGUGCUUAUUGUUAAUAACUGUUUUGUAAACAGCAUACUUUGGAAAUAUCCUGGCCAUUAGCUUGAGACCUGAGACUGCAGUAUGAUGAAACCUGAUUUGUACUGUUAUGGAAUAACCGUCAUUUCACUUAGACCAAGAGAUGUACAGUAGAGGUAAAGUACUGGAGAAAAGGAGACGUGGCCCUCCAUGCAUGUUACAGAGUGACAGAGGUAAUGGGCAAGGAGAUUAUAACACAAUCUUUACCUACCUUACUGUCAGUCCAGCUUGAUAUUUGCCACCUUUUAUGGUAGGUAGGAGUGAUGGCAAGACUUUCUUUCAAUAGUGAGGUGGGGAAAUGUAAGGCUGAGUUUUCAUUGUUUUGAUACCAUUAGCUUAGUAGUACUAGAGACUGUAAACAUGCUACUAAGGCUGCUGAUGAUCUGUAUGCUCCAAUGCAAAGUCUGUCCACUUUUAACUCCAUAAUUGUGUUCCUUUCACCCCCUUCCUCAGUUCCUGUUCUGCCAAAACCUUAUUCAAUAUUUCAGAAUCAAGUUUAAUAUCACUGGCAUAUGUUCUGAAAUUUGUUGAUUUGCAGUAGCAAUAUAUCGCAAUACAUAAUAAAAAAUUAUGAAUUACAGUCAGAAAUUAUAUGUAAUAAUUAAAUAGUGCAAAUAGAGAGCAAAACAAAAAAAGAGGUAGUGUAUGGGGGAUCAAUGUCCAUUCAAAAAUCUGGUGGUGGGGAGGUAAAACCUAAAAUGUUGAAUGAGUGAUUUCAGGCUCCUAUACCUCUUCCUUCAAGGUAGCAAUUAAAAGAGGGUAUGCUCUGGGUGAUGGGGUCCUAAUGAUGGAUGCUGCCUUUUCUGAGGCAUUGCUUUAUGAUGCCUCUCUGCUGGGGAGACUAGUACCUUUGAUGCAACUUUUUCCGAUCCUGUGCAAUGGCCCUUCCAUACCAGCCAGUGAUGCAGCUGGUUAGAAAGCUUUUCACAGUACAUCUGUAGAAAUUUCCCAAAGUCUUUAUUGACAUAUCAAGACUCCUCAAACUCCUAAUGAAAUAUAGCUACUGUUGUGCCUUCUUUGUAAUUGCAUUAAUAUGUUGGGCCAGAAUAGAUCUAUAGGUAUGUUGAUAACCAGGAACUUGAAAUUGCUUUCCCUUUCUACUGUUGAUCCAUCCAUGAGGACAGGUGUGUCCCCCAUCAAUUUCCCCUUCCUGAAGUCUUACCGAUGCUUUAGUCUUACUGAUGUUGAUUGCAUUUUUGCUGUGACACCACUCAACCUGCCUUCUCCGUAAGCUUCCUCGUCAUCAGCUGAAAUUCUGCCAAUAAUUUAACAAUAGAAAUAAUUUUGUUAUCUCUGAAUGUGUCUAUUCCAAUGGUCUCUUGUCUAGCUUUCUACCUUCCAACAUACAUUUGAGUUCAGAAAUUGAUAUCCCUGCUAGUUCUCAUUCACCCAUCAACCCUGUAGCCUUAGAUUGCUGUGGUCUUUUAAAGAUCUUUUAGUAUCUUGUCUUUCUGUUUCUGUAUUAUACAGAUCUAUAACUUCAGAUCUCCAUGUAGCUUGAAUUUUGGUUCUGUUUCAUGUACAGUUUUACCAUAGGCUUUGGGUGCCUAAAUACUAAACUUUCAUCUUCCUUUACCUCUCCUACUUUAAGACCAUCUGACAACCCACCUCUUCAAUCAGACUUCUUGAACAGAUUUUGUAAUGAGUUACCUCUAUUCACAUUACAUUGUUUAGAGCACGUGUACUGUUCGAUGGCAUUGCUAUCAAUGAUAGAGAUCGCCUCCAGAGCUACAGUGUUUUGCAGCCUUGGAAGGAAGUUGGGAAAUCACUUGAAAUGAUCAGAAUUCGUAACACCUGCUGUGUAGUACCCUGAAAACCUUAACUUGAUGGGCAGUAAUUUAGGAGUUAACUGGCUCUAAAAUCAUCUUAUCCAUUUAUAUUGUUUCUUCAGAUGACUAUUUCAAAGUGUAAGGAAUUUAAAAAUGUUUUUUAUAAAACAAGAAUCUACUAUUUUAUAUUGUAAUUGUGUAGAACUCUAUGUUUAAAAAAAUUAAAACUGCAUUUUGCAUUCUGAAAUAUGUUUAAUGUGAUUGUCUACUCAGCCAGCUUGAUGUUAUCAGCUGGUGGACACCAAGGGCUACCUUGAAUUAAAGUCUGUCAGCAGCAGGGAUCACAGAAGGAGCAUUAACAGAUUAAAAGUUACGAGAACUUUCUUUCAGACUGAUGGUGAAUUGUCAGUCUACCUCUGACCUCUAAUUCUGAUGCAACAUUUCCUGAUGUGGUUUCGGAAUCUAUUUUUUGGUUCUGUUACAAUAUUAGAAGAGCAGUAAAAACACAGAUUGCCAUUGUUGUCUUCAAUUCUUUAUUUUUUUUCUGAAAAGUACAGAAGUUGCCAAGGACAGGUUAAAUCUCAUCAGUAGUUACUAUCCUCUUUAAUUGCAUCACUUACUACUUCACGUCUAUUGUUUCAAAGUAUAUAUUUAAAUUGCCUGAUAUUUAUAUUAAUUUUGUAACAUUUUUAAGAAUGUAGAACAGUACAACAUAGAACAGGCCCAUCGGCCCACGGCAUUGUGGGCCCCUUUAACUUAUAACAAGGUCAGUCUAACCCUUCCCACCCAGAAAACCCACUAUUUUGUUUUCAUCCAGGUGUCUUUUUAAGACUCUCUUAAAUGUCCUUAAUGCAUCUGCCUCUGACAUCCUCUCCUAUACUUUCCUCCCAGCACCUUAAUGUUAUGCUUCCUUGUAUUAGACAUUUCUACCACGGGAAAAACUCUGAAUGUUCAUUUGAAUUACGCUCUUUUUAUCAUCUUUUACACCUUCAUCAAGUCACCUCCCAUCCUCUCCAAAGAGAAGAGCCCCAGCUUGUUCAACAUACCCUCAUAAGAUGCACUUUCUAAUACAGGCAUCUUCCUGGUAAAUCUCUGCACCUUCUCUAAACUUCUAAAUGCAUCCUCCUUGUAAUGUGGAGAUCAGAAAUGAACACAAUAUUCCAAGUGUGGUCUAACUAGAGUUGCAACAUCACUUUGCAAUGCUAGAACUCAAUGCCCUGACUAAUAAAAGCCAACACACCAUACACCAUCUUAACCACUCAAUCAACUUGUGAUGCAGCUUUGAAGGAGUUACUAACAUGAACCCCAAAAACCCUUUUCUUCCACAUCGUUUAAAAUUUUGCCAUUAACCGUGUAUUGUCAUCAAGUUUGACCUUCCAAAGUGAAGAUUGAACUUGAUACACUUUGAUAAUAUUUUGCUGCCACUUCUCAGCCUAGUUCUGGAUCCUAUCAAUGUUCUGUUGCAACCUACAGCAACCUUCUACACUGUCCACCAACUUUUGUGCAGUGGCAAUCGUAAUCACCCAUUCUUCCACUUCCUCAUCCUAGUCAUUUUUUAAAAAAUCACAAAGAGCAGUGAUCACUGUGGAACACCACUGGUCUCUAACCAGUAGGGUGAAUACACUUGAUCUACUACCACUCUGCCUUCUGUUGGCAAGCUAACUCUGAAUCCACACAGCCAAAUUUCUCAGGAUCCCGUGCCUCUUGACUUUGUUAAAUGCCUUACAGAAAUUCAUAUACACCACAUCCACUGCUUCUCCCUCAUCAAAAUGUUUUGUCAGUUCCUCAAAUAAUUCAGUCAUGCUUGAGAGCCAUGACCUGCUCCUUACAAAGCCAUGUUGUCCAGUACUAAUCAGACUAUGCUUCUCUAAAUGAUCAUAAAUAAUAUCUAAGAUUCUUCUCCCAAUAGUUUUCCCACCACUGACAUAAGACUAGUUUAUUAUUCCCGGGGUUAUUCCUAUUAUUUUGCUUGAACAAAGGAGUAACAUUUGAUCUUCUCCAACCCACUGGCAGUACUCCUGUAGCCAGUGAGGACUCAAGGAUAUCUGCUAAAAGUGAACCAAUCUCUUCCCUUACUUCCUAAAAUAACCCGGAGUAUAUCCUGUUUGGCUGCAGGGACUUGCUUAUCCUAAUAUUUUUCUCUGGAUUUUUUUAAUUGAAUCAGAAUCAAACUCUGGAAACUUGUUUGCAUAAUCUAGGCUGUCAGUCCUAUGCAAUACUCAAGAAGUUUGCACAGUCAGAAGUACUAUCUUGGAGAUAAGAUUAAAUUAGUGCUCCAUCUGUCCCACUGAACAAAAUGUAGACACAGAGCUAAUGUGUUUUUCCCAGUGUCCUGAUCAAUCUUAAUGUUUCACCUACUUUUGCUUUAACAGUAAUAACCUGGCCAUUGUUAUAUUGGUGUUUGAGGAAUAUUGAUCAUGAAGUAAUAGAGAACAUUUUGAUUACAUGGAGGAUUUUUUUAUAUGCAUAGGUUAUUUACUACAUGCUGAACAGAAUAUUUAAAACAAGAGUUUUUACAGAAAAACAGGAUCCAGGAAAAAUGAAGCUUUCUGAAGAAGCCUUUUUUGAACAUAAGCUGGUGAUUUUUGGAACUGACUCCCAAGCAGUAGACAACAGCAGAUAAAAUAGCUUUCAGACUCCCCUAUAGUUUCUCAUUGAGAAUCUGAACCUUAUUGACUUGAAGGUCUUGAGUACAGUUCCCAAGCCCAAUUGUUUUCAAGAAAUGAGUUGAAUUCGGUUAGCAAGUAAGAAGCAUUUUAUUUUUUUUAAUUUGGAGAUUUAGCACGGUAAUGGGCCCUUCUGGCUCAAUCACAUCCAUGUGACCAGAUAACCUACUAGCCCAUACAUCUUUGGAAUGUGGGAGGAAACCCAUGCAGCAAUGGGGUGAACAUACAAGCUUUGAACAGACUAUGGCUGAAUUGAACCUGGGUCACUGUCACUGUAACAUAUGUAGAUUGUAGCAAAACUUCUUUACAUACCUACUACUACCCCUUUGCAAAAUGGGAAGUCAGUCUCUCCAGUACAUAAGAGGCUUGACAUGAUUCUGGACAAAGAUGGCAAUGGGCUCAAUUUUUAGAUGUAUGAACAGUUUAGAGCAGUGAUUAACUGCUGCCUCUGCACUCCAUGAUCUCUAUCAUCAUAGAACUUGUGAUUGGAAGUAAUUAAUUUUGCUGUUCUUUUGCCAUCCAGUUGAAAUGCAAUCUCACUCCAUAUAUUCCUUUUUCGGUAUUGCACUUAAUUACCUUUGGCUAAUAGAAAUCAAUGGCAAAUUAAAAACGAGCUCUUGGCCCACAAUUACCAUUUAUGGAAACACAAGAGACAGCAGAUGCUGUAAUCUGGAGCAAAUCCUGCAGGAUUUAAGUGGACCAGGCAGCGUCUGUGGAGAGAACUGGACAGUCAACGAUCCAGAUCAAGAUCCUGCAUAGGUCUCAAACCAAAAUGCUAACUGUCCAUUUUCAUGUUGCCUGAUCUGCUGAGUUUCUCCAGUAUUUUGUGUGUUGCCAUUUGUGUAAGAGUUUUAGAUCUCUUCCAUCUGUGCUUUUCAAUUGGAUCUUAAAAUGCCUGCCUCUAAUUUUUUAGGCAAUAUUCUAAAUCUCACCUUAGAUUUCCAACCAAUAGAAGUAGUUCCUCUCUACCUAUUUUGAAAACUUUGUCCUUUUAGGCACACAAAGUGGUCCUUGCAAAAAACCCAUAUUAAUAUUCUGAAAUCGCAGGGCGUAAAACUAACAUGGUCCACAUCAAGUAUUUUAGAACAUCACUGCUAGUAUUUUUUCCCUAUUAGAAAAUUCUCUGAUGUGCCAUUUUAGGACCAUGUUGGAUAAUUUCGCUUGAUUAAUUUGAAAUCCAUUUUGUAAUUUUGCCUGUCAGAUGUUUCUAACUAUUUUGUCUUUGCAGAGUCAACAGUUCAGCAUGUGUAGCUUUCUACCAAAUCAGUUAAAUCAUUAAUAAAAACAAUGAUCUUUGUGGAGGACCAUUAGUCAUGGCUUAUACUCUGUCUUCUGCUCCUAAAACAAAGAUAAGCAGUGGAAUUGUGGAAUUCUAGACAUUCUCAAGGCAUACACUACCUAAUGUGGGCACAUAUUGCCAUUUCAUUAUUGGGCUACAUCAGAUUCCCAGAGCAGGUGCUCUAUUCUGAUUCAAGAAAGUAUUCAAAGCCUCCUUAAAAAGAAUGCAACAUUCCCCCAGUCAGUGGGCAGUCCCUGGCUUAUGAUUACUCAAAGUGGUGGAAAAGCAAUUGGGAUAGUAUUAAUCUCGAGGCAAUACAUGGAAACACACAGAAGCUGGACAUAAAGGGUAAGAGUACACUGCCUCUCAAACUACUCAGCCACUUACAUCAUGGGGCACUUGUCCAUCAAUAGAAGAGUCUGUGAUCCCCAAAUAGUCCUCAACAAUUACAAGCCACAAACCAGAGGGAAGAGUAUCAUUAACAAGAAAAAAUCUGCAGAUGCUGGAAAUGCAAGCAGCACACACAAGAUGCUGGAGGAAUUCAGCAGGCCAGGCAGCAUCUAUGGAAAUAAAGUACAGUUGACUGUACUUUUUUUUCAGAAGACAAUUAUUUUUGAUCAUUAAGUGUCAUAUAUUAUACACUGCAGUCAGUUUGCUUUUCAUCACUUGUUUUAGUUUCCAUUUAAAUUUAAUGGGAGUGAUGAAAAUUAUCAGCUAUGCUACACUAUCACACUAAGUCAACUAUUACUUUACUGUCAGUGGAGGAGUGGAAUUAUCUACCCAGGGUUAGUCUAGAAGCGCCAUUGACAUUUUGAUGGAAGUGAUUAUGUGGCCUUAACAGUCGCAUCUAUAAUUUCAGAUCAAUUUUUAAAAAGGCAAAAUGAGAGUGAUGAACAAUUACUGCAAAAUAAAAUAUGCAGAACAUUGCUGUAAUGAAUAAUCAAUGGUUUUCAAUCAAAUAGCCUGAAAGAGUUUAUCUACAUUUGGAAGCAUUUUGUCAUUCAACUAUUAAUCAAUUAAAAUAAAAUGGAACACUUUUCAAACUGUUAUUU